AUGUCAUUUCUCUUGCUCAUGUGCAAGCCCCUCUGUCCUCUACCUGGCACUGAUAGGGAUGGGUCAACUUCCCUGUGUGGCGGAAUAGCUGGGGCAGCCUCUUGUCACCUGGAGAUGGUGGAAAGUGAGCGUAGGAACAGCAGGCGUCCCCCCUCCUUCCCUGGGAUCCUCCCUGUGCCCUUCUCAGGGGGAUUUGCUCUUCUGGGCUUCUUCAUCAACAUGGUUCCUAGUCAUGGGUUCAGCACGUUCAGUUCAGUGGAGUCCUUAUUAGGUGUUUUCCUGUGCCCAACAGUGAGGAUGGAGAAUGGGGAUAAGAAGGACAAAAAGGAGAGGGAUUGUGUGGUGUUUAAUGAUAAAGAGAUACAGACAGACAGAGAAACAGAACAGACAUACAGAAGGUGGAAAGUCUCAGAGAAGCUGAGUUGCUCAACCCAAGCCACACAGCUCCUGCAUGAACUGAGCGGCAGAGCUGAGAUUCAGGCCAGUCUGCGGACCCCGGUUGCAGGCGUGCUGCGCUGCUCCUCGCUGCUCUCCUGCGAAAUCUCAGGAUUGUCUGGCUCAUCGAAUCCAACCUCAAUCUGCCCAAUCUGUUGGGCUUAGGAAGUGACCAAAGCCAAAGGCUGGUCUGGGAGAGAAAAAGGAGACAGACGGGUUAAUUUGGACAAGCCCCUGCCAGCUGCUGCUUCUCCUGCCUUGGGAAAGGCUCAGUGGCCUGUUUCUAUCAGAUUCAUAGACCCUAUCAAGAAAAGAGAUGUUUAA
Molecule: messenger RNA, 759 nt
Organism: Galeopterus variegatus (Sunda flying lemur)
Lineage: Eukaryota; Metazoa; Chordata; Mammalia; Dermoptera; Cynocephalidae
Exons: 4
Source: RefSeq, a predicted model, not a curated record